UUAAAUACAAAACGUGAGGAACUAAUUUAUUUAACAUGCAAUUUGCGUGUACGGUGCUCACUGACAGAGUUUAAAUAUUUUGACAAAAUAGUAAUAAUAAUGAUGUUACAUAAAGAAUAGUAUUACCGGUUAUAUUAAAAAAGGUAGUUAUAUAUAAUUCUGACGGUUAUAAGAAUUAUGGCGGAUCGUCUAACACAAUUGCAGGAUACUAUAAAUCAACAGGCAGAACAUUUCUGUAACAGUGUAGGUAUUCUACAACAAUAUUCCACACCUAGUAAGUUUCCUGGCUUUGAUCGUGUUGGAACACCACAGCCACAUCAACCUCAAGAAGAUUAUGCAGCUUUGUUUGCAACUUUAAUAGCAAGAUGUGCAAAGGAUAUAGAUACCUUGAUAGAAAGUUUGCCAAGUGAAGAAUCAUCGCAAGAGUUACAGGUUGCAAGCCUCAGUCAUCUUGAACAAGAGAACCAAGAAGCUGGUGAACAAUUGGAAGAAGUUGUAAAACAAGGAGAAGCCCUUUUACAAAGGAUUCAAGCUGCCCUACAGGAUAUUGCUCAGAGUCAAUUAGAUAUGCAAGAUCCAGCUUCUACAUCAGUAGUUAAUAUUAAUCUUAAUACUACUAUGACUUUUAAACAAGAGAGUAUUAAUUCUGUAAAUACAGUACCCUCAAAUAAUGUGCACCAAUUGUCUGAUCCUUCACCAAGUUCUAUAAAUCAGUGA
Dufourea novaeangliae is the source of this 717-nucleotide messenger RNA. It is a transcript of the gene MED21, whose product is annotated as mediator of RNA polymerase II transcription subunit 21. Gene Ontology annotation, cellular component: mediator complex. The record is from RefSeq and is a predicted model, not a curated record. The coding region runs from base 178 to 717 and encodes 179 amino acids. Lineage: Eukaryota; Metazoa; Arthropoda; Insecta; Hymenoptera; Halictidae. Gene Ontology annotation, biological process: regulation of transcription by RNA polymerase II. The transcript has 3 exons. Gene Ontology annotation, molecular function: transcription coregulator activity.